Papaver somniferum (opium poppy) is the source of this 2198-nucleotide messenger RNA. RefSeq names its product O-fucosyltransferase 31-like. The coding region runs from base 498 to 2009 and encodes 503 amino acids. The record is from RefSeq and is a predicted model, not a curated record. NCBI's taxonomy places the organism in Eukaryota, Viridiplantae, Streptophyta, Magnoliopsida, Ranunculales, Papaveraceae. The transcript has 10 exons.
UCAAACAAAAGUGGCAAUGACAGAGAGAGAUGGCCUGUGUUACCAGUAUUACUCUUCAACCCAACUGUUGUCGGUGUAAGAGAUUGGAUCAAAUUAGCCAGUGUUUACAGUUAAUCUUCCCUCCAAGUGAGAAUCAUUUGAUCUAAUCAACUUGAUUUUCUGACACUGUGAUGCAUUUAUGUUAUAGGUUAUUGAUCCACAACCCUACAAAUGUAACAACGGAGACAAAAGAGGGUCCUCAAAAGUGAAGAAGAAAGAAAAAAAACUUUAUCUUGAGUUUGAUGAUUAUCUAUCUCUUCAUUCUUUUUCACACAAAACAAUAAUGUUGUUUUUGCUGUUGGUUUCAUUUAUUUAUUACUAUUAGUACAAUAACAGAUGUCGAAUUGAGGCUACUUAUCUUCAUAACCAGAAGCUUUUGUAACUUUAUUUUAGAUGAAGGAAGUUAUACAUUCCCCUGCUUGAAAAUCUAGGGUUUUUGGAUCGCCGGAUUGGAAGAAAUGUUUUAUUCGUUGAAUAAUGGUGGAGUUUUUGUGGGUCUUUUAGUGCUUCUUCUACCAGUUUUCUUUCCUAAUCUAUUUACUCCUUUGGGUCAUGCUUCUCCUUCUAUCUUCUCUGAAUGGAAUACUCCUAAACCAAGGCACUUGCCUCUAUUGAAGGGUGCUUUACAACACAAAACUAAAUACGCACAGCGUUCCGAUCUUUGGUCUCCUCUGGCAAGACAAGGAUAUAAACCAUGUUUUGAUUCUCCAACUACCCAUGUCUUGCCCGAGAAAUCUGAAGGAUAUAUCCAAGUAUUUCUGGAUGGAGGGUUGAACCAACAGAGAAUGGGGAUUUGUGAUGCAGUGGCAGUUGCUAAAAUAUUGAAUGCGACACUAGUUAUUCCACACCUUGAAGUGAAUCCUGUUUGGAAAGAUUCAAGCUCAUUCUCCGAAAUUUUUGACGUGGAUCACUUCAUUGAUGUUCUCAAGGAUGAAAUAUCUAUAGUUAAGGAACUCCCAAAAGAGUAUUCCUGGAGCUCAAGAGAAUACUAUGCUACGGCAAUUCGAGCUACUAGAAUUAAAACAGCUCCAGUUCAUGCUUCAGCUAAUUGGUAUCUGGAAAAUGUAAUACCUGUAUUACAGAGUUAUGGCAUUGCUGCUAUUGCUCCAUUUUCUCACCGCCUGGCAUUUGAAGAGGUGUCAAGGGACAUCCAGCGCUUGCGUUGUAAAGUCAACUUUCAAGCGUUGACAUUUGUUCCUCAUAUCAAAUCGUUAGGAGAUGCUCUUGUCAGUCGCCUUCGAUAUCCAUCUGGAAAGUACCUGCGGCAAAAAACAUCUGAGAUUGAAAGACAAGGAGACGGGAAGUUUGUCGUGCUUCAUCUUCGGUUUGACAAGGAUAUGGCUGCCCAUUCAGCAUGUGACUUUGGUGGGGGUAAAGCUGAAAAGCUUGCUCUGGCUAAAUACCGCCAAGUACUCUGGCAAGGAAGGGUGCUAAACUCUCAGUUCACUGACGAGGAACUAAGAAACCAAGGACGUUGCCCAUUAACCCCUGAAGAGAUUGGAUUACUUCUCACAGCUUUGGGCUUUGACAACAGUACUCGGCUCUAUCUCGCUUCCCACAAGGUCUACGGUGGUGAAGCAAGAAUCUCAACAUUGCGCAAGCUGUUUCCAUUCAUGGAAGACAAGAAAAGCCUUGCAUCUGCAGAGGAACGUGCCAACAUUGAUGGCAAGGCCUCGCUACUAGCUGCGCUUGAUUACUAUGUGAGCAUGAAGAGUGACAUCUUCAUAUCAGCUUCACCCGGAAAUAUGCACAAUGCCUUGGUGGGACACAGAACUUACGAGAACCUAAAAACAAUAAAGCCAAGCAUGACAUUAUUGGGCCAGCUCUUCUUGAAUAAGAGCAUGGGAUGGUCCGAGUUCCAGCAGGCAGUCCAGGAGGGGCACAGAAACAGGCAAGGACAGAUUAGGUUGAGGAAGAAGAAGCAAUCUAUUUAUACAUAUCCAGCUCCCGACUGCAUGUGCCAGGCUUAAGUACUUAACCCUAUUCCACUGUUUAGGUACCAACAUUUGUGUGGGAUCCAUCCAUUAUUGUCGCCUAUUUUUUCUUUGGCUUGUAUGUAAUUGAGAUCCACCGAGGACGUGCAAUGUAUAUCAUAUUAUAAACUGGUGUUAUUUAUACUUCUAAAUUCUAAACUCCUGAUCACCCAUUCACAAUGUUCA